AUGAAUUCAGAAUCAAUUUUGAUCAAUUCAUCGCCGGAAAAAGAAAGAUCAUCGCAGAAAAAACCGGUUUACAUUGCAAGAAAGACAUCAAAACUUCCAUCAGCUGGGAAUUCCGGAAUUCAUAAAGACAGAAAACCGAUCUUUGUAAAAGGACUCAUCCCCACUUCUUAUGAUAGCGCUCAACAGCUGAUGAUUGAUAAUGAGGAGAAAAAGAGAAAGAAGAAACUUCUGAAAGAAAAAUUUGCUCGAUUAGAAGCUCGACGAGCAGAACGGCUCAACCUCAAGCCGCCAAAAUUGGCUCUGGAAAAAAGUCGCAAUGUCGUGCCAAAAGUCGAAAUCAUGAGGUUCGACGAAAGUGGUUUGGUUGAAGCCCCUACGCAAGAAAAACCUAAAAUAGAAGAAAAAAUAUUCACCAAGCCACGAAGCAUCAUCAGUACCGAUCGAGAUAUUCGCGAGAUUUUUUCAUCGACAGCGAUCGCCAAAACAGAAGUCGAAAUGAAGCCUUUAUGUUCGAAAAGUUUUAUCUAUCAGAAGAAAGAAAAAGUCAAAAAAUUAACUCGCGAGGAGAAAAGAAAUUUGAUGAGGCUCGACGUAAAUCUUUGGAUUGCAGAAAUGCAGUCGGAAAUGGAAUGA
This is a messenger RNA of Oikopleura dioica, 633 nucleotides long. The record is from the annotation of a GenBank genome assembly. NCBI's taxonomy places the organism in Eukaryota, Metazoa, Chordata, Appendicularia, Copelata, Oikopleuridae.